AUGAAAAACAUGAAACACCUCAAUGAAAAAAAUAUCGCAGUAACGUAUCGCAAUGGAUAUUCUGAUGCGUACGGGUAUUUUAGCAACAAAGACAAGUCUUUUGAAUUGUCGUUGUAUUCUCCUUCACUGGGUGUGAUUGUCGAUUGGUCUUGUAACAAAGAUUGGAUGUUAUUUCAAGUAAACUAUAUAAUAUUUUAUAUAAUGAGUUUAAGAAGUUCGAAUAAUUAUUUUUAUCUUUUGUGUCUCUAAACAACUAUUCUACCAAAAAAAAAAAUACAAGAGAGCUUUUCGUUGAAAUGUGGACCUUAUUGGUGCGUAAAGAAGGUUAUUUUUAAUUUUCAUUAAAGUUUUUCUAAUAAUUGAGAAGUAACGUAGGAAAAACGGAGAAAUUAUGGAAAUAACGGUAUCAUUAUUUUUUAUUUUGUUUUUUGUUGUUAUUCAGUUAAAAAAAAUCUAAAAAACUAGAAAUGUUCACAAAAUAUUAAUAAUGGCCUUUUCCCAAAUUAUCAACACGUUCUCUUUCCGGAUUUUCUCAAUUAUCGUGAGAGUUGUUUAUUGUAAAAUAAACUAAUAAAUAAAAUUACUAGUAAAUAUACUGGAUCAAAAGUGCUAUAAAAAGCUCUCUUGUUAUGUUUUGAUAGGAGCAAGAUUAUUAGAAAUUUGUUUACAGAUAAAAAAUAAAGCACACAUCAUAGUAAAACAAACACAUUCUAUGCUGAAUUUUUUUUCCAAGUUUACGGAAAGUUGGUUAUGGAAUGCGAGUUACCAUUGGCUCAUGAUGAUGGAAACAAGUUCGAAUAAAACCAUUCAAAGUUUUUUGGCAUCAAAAAAUAUCAACCUAACAAUAGACAGUGAAGUCUUAUUAGCGUAUCCCGAUGAAACAGACAAGAAUAUGUUUAGUAAAAGAUGGCACAUUUUUGACGUCUAUCGAACGGCUUUUAAACCUAGGGGGAAACUUGUUAUCGACGUUUUAAAUGAAACUUUCGGACAAUGGGGAAAUCGGUUAUGGAAAUUCGAUGAAAGAUUGAAUUUACAAAAUUUGACCGUGAAUGUUGCCGCUUUAGUACGAAUAUGAUUUGAAUAUUUGAAUACUAUACCCACCUAAUUUUUACAGAUGAAUCAAUUAAUCAUUGUUUUUUUAUUUUAGAUUAACCCCGUAGGUAGGCCCGCAACCAAAAACACUGAAGUCAAUGUUACUGCACCGUCCAGUACAGAAAUAGUGAAAUAUUUACAAACAUUCGAUUUGGAUCGGUCAAACGCUCUAGAAAAAUUUGCCUUUGCCAUAAUGUACCCAUUGACGAAAAAUAUAUUAAACAUGACGUAA
Molecule: messenger RNA, 1324 nt
Organism: Cinara cedri
Lineage: Eukaryota; Metazoa; Arthropoda; Insecta; Hemiptera; Aphididae
Source: the annotation of a GenBank genome assembly